AUGGUGCGCGUUGUCCUUCUACACUCUCUUCACGUUCUCGUCGAGUUCUUGUUACGAAAAUACGCUCGCGCGCGCGAUCCUCGUCGAUUCCGCGGAAACGACGAAAGGAGAAACCAGGAUCGGGACAAGAUCGCGCGCGGCACUCGCGCGGCUCGGGAUUCCUACGCUCGCGCCGGCCCCGAAGGAAGGAUCGCGCGGACUGUUGUACGUGGCGAUCCUCAUCCUUCCUCGCGGAUCCUCCCCGACGCUCCGCUUUUCGCCGUCGCCAAGCAACGGGGUAGGUUACCCGCGUUCCCGUCCCUGUGCCCGAGUACCCGAGUGCUGGCUCACGAACUACACCCCGUGCUCGUCGAUAUCUGCGAACGCCCCGACGUCGCCUGCCCACACGCUGGAGGUCUGGCGCCAUCGAUUGCUAGCCAGCCAGCCUCGCCAGCCUGUGGACCACCAGCCAAGGCCGAAGCCGAAUAUCCCGACGGCGAACGCGAUUCCCAUCGCGGUCGGGCGACGAGCACCACGAUACAAUCGAUAAUUGAUGCCGCUCUGUGUGAAUCAAUAAGCAUUCGCCGCGUUUCCGUUGUUCCGCAGCAGGUAGAUGCAACCAGCUUGCGUGCGCUCGAGGCUACCCUCACGAGGGCAGCCGUUGAAUAUUCGAGUCUCUCUAAGCCAGAUCACGCCACUCACCCGCUUCAUCCAGUUGCAACGUUCUGCUUGUUCACGCAGAACGUUAUCACGUUCAAUCUGCCCCAUCUCCGUCGGUUGAAUUUCUUCGUGCAACGUGUACGAUCGCAUAUAUUGACGGAAGUGGCCCAGGAAACCAACCUAUGGAGCUACGAAAAAAUGUUGCGUGGAACUUCGAAGCGUGAAGGAGCGUUGCUUUCCUUCGUUAGCGAGCACUUUACCUUCAGGAACUCUUUGAGAGAACUACAAUUUCCAUGCUUGCCAGAGGAGCACUCCGGUCAAUGAACAAUUACAUUUACAGACCGUUACUGUUUCAUUCUGCGAGCAUUUCGCCAAGCGGCUGUUCAACAAGAUGCUUGCGAGAUGAAAGAGACGAAUACCGGCAGCUUUUUGAAGUCGGGGUCUCAUUGUGCGGAUCUCGUCGUUGGAUAAUUAAAUUCAUCCGCCGGGCUAAUUCGCCAUGCAUGUAAGCUUUAAUUAAAAUAUACAUUUUUCAGACUGACAAUACGCUUCCUUGUGGAGCGGUAACGUCAGAGUCAUUUCCGGAGAUGUUUCGCCGAAUGGCGAAUCAUUAAUGUCGGUUAAAUGCCACGAUUAAAAGGAUAUUAAUGAGAAUCGGGAAUUACGGCCGCGUUUCAAGAGUUUUAAAGCAGAAGGAAGCGGAAAGAAGAGAAGAAGCAGAAGAAGAAGAAGAUGCGAUUGUUAUCAUGUUCUCAGCAAAAGUAUCUCGGGACAUUAACUCGAUUCCAGACUCAAUUGCGAGCCAGGAUCGCCUGGAUUCAAACUGAAUUGCGCGAGCGCGCGCAAGUACCAGCAACAAUCGUCGCACUCGUACAUUACAUGUAGCGGCGUAGGGUAAAUAUUACGGCGCGCAAUAAUUGAGUUAUCACAUUAACGGCGCGCGUGCACACACACGACGCUCAUGCAUAAAUAAAUGCAAUAAUCUGCAAAGCGGUGCUCCUCGAUCCGCUCGGCGAAUUAACGCCGCGCUUUUGUCGAACGAUAUUUUAUUUAACGUCCGGCGCGCAGACCGCGCGCAUUCACGAUUUGGUCGCGCCGCGCCGGGCCUCCUCCUUGCAUCAUUUAUGCAACGGCAUUGUUUUAACGCCGAUCCGGAUCGUUUAAAAUGAAUAGAGACAUCAGCCCGCGCAGAAAACAAAAUUAUCCCAUUGACGUAAACGCAUAAAUAAAAUAAUGAAAAUUCUCCCGGCGCUCUCUAAUAACGCUCAAAAUAACCGUCUCGCGUUAUUGUCGUAAGCGUCGCCCUGAUUAUUGUUACAAUUGUAUUUUCAUGUCCGGGGCGACGUAUGUGUGUGACAUAUGCAGCAUCGCAAACGCGAUCGUACUCACUUAAACAGUUGUCACAGAGAAUGAAAGGAAGGAAGAAAAAAAACAAGGACGCUCACUUGAGUCGACAGCUCCUCUCUUCCCGUUAUUUCUAUUCUUACGUUUUGCACGGCGUAAUUGCAGCGCGACUUACAGGACUAUCGGCACGUUCGACGCAUUCGGGAUAAAAAAAUAUCGGGAUAUCGAAUAUCGAUAAGCGCACAUCCGCCGCGGCCGAUAUAAUUCACGGCGUUAUCAGCCGCUAUUUGAUGAAUGGGCGAGCGGAAUAACACGCGCGGAAAGUGGGCUCUGUUUGCCGCGCGAAGGAACUGUCACGGCACAGCUCGGGAAUCGCGGUCAAACCGAGCGAGAGAUAGGGGUGUGAGAUAGGGGAUGAGACGCACGACACAAGUCGGGACGAUUGAAUGAAAUGAAUUUAUAAUCAACUCCAUAAGUCGUACUGUACAUCAAUUAAAUCAGCCUCGUUAAAUAUAAACCAAGUAUGCUUUAAUAAAUGGAAUGAUCGACGCGA
This is a messenger RNA of Ooceraea biroi (clonal raider ant), 2536 nucleotides long. RefSeq lists its product as uncharacterized. The record is from RefSeq and is a predicted model, not a curated record. Lineage: Eukaryota; Metazoa; Arthropoda; Insecta; Hymenoptera; Formicidae.